AUGCCUUCCAAGGCUUUCACCUAUUUCUACACCGCGUACGCCCUCGUCACCGUCCCGGCAUGGCUAGCGGCUGUGGCGAUUUACUACAUCCCCAGAUUCCUCCGGCCCAACCCGGUGUGGACAUACAAAACCGCAUUGACAUGCAGUCUCUGGAAUGUGGUGAUGAAUUAUUGGACGACGGUUCAGAAACUCUGGCCCAAGCCACUGGAAGCCGGUCCAUUGGGGAAUCGAUUCAUUGUGCUCCACCCCCAGAAGACCAUUCCCACGAAGACCGACAAAGAAGGCGGCCAACAAUCCAAAGAAGUCUACACAGGAAUUACUCGCUCCGUACCAGGAGUUAAUCCCCUACCCGUAGGAGCCGUCUGGUACCCAGAGGCCCCAGCAGAACCUCCCCGACGACUUAUCAUCCACUUCCACGGGAGUGCCUACGUGAUGUUCGGGAGUCGUCCGGAAGAAACCGGCGAUGUAGGGAUUAAUGAACUCAGCAAAUGGUCUGGAUGGCCCGCGCUGGCCAUUCAAUACCGCUUGUCGCGGGAUAAGACAACAACAUUUCCAGCGGCACUGCAGGAUGGAAUCACAGCGUACGUGUAUGCCCUCGAGAUACUGAAGAUCCCGGCCUCGCAGAUCGCCUUCGCGGGCGACUCGGCCGGCGGCAAUCUCGUCCUGGCUCUGCUCCGCUACAUCAACGAGGAGAGGAACCCAGCAGUACUUCCGUUACCUCGCUGUGCAAUUCUGUCGUCUCCGUGGGUCGAUCUGCGCGCGAAUGCCAUUGACGAGGUGCCCCGGAAUCGCAAUUACCACUCCGACUAUGUCAAACAUAAUUUCCUGGCCUGGGGCCGGGAGGCCUUCACCCCGGAAGAGUGGGAGAGCAAUCAUCCCUGGAUCACAUUUCUCGGAAACGAGACGCAGCUGGGGAUCCCGGUCUUGGUUAAUACAGGAACAUCGGAAGUGCUGUAUGAUGGGAUCAUGCAGUUUGCGGAGAAUUUGAGGCAGAAGGGGAAUGAGGUGGAAGUACUUGAAAGUCUGAAUGCAGCCCAUAUUCCUUAUCAGCUUGGUAAGGAUUGGGAUUUGGAAGAAGUUCAGGCGGUUUGCUUGGCGACUAUGACGAGAUAUCUUGAGAAAUCUGGUCGUUAG
Messenger RNA from Aspergillus tubingensis, 1134 nucleotides. RefSeq names its product alpha/beta-hydrolase. Gene Ontology annotation, molecular function: hydrolase activity. Lineage: Eukaryota; Fungi; Ascomycota; Eurotiomycetes; Eurotiales; Aspergillaceae. The transcript has a single exon. The record is from RefSeq and is a predicted model, not a curated record. The coding region runs from base 1 to 1134 and encodes 377 amino acids.